Molecule: messenger RNA, 953 nt
Organism: Ictalurus punctatus (channel catfish)
Lineage: Eukaryota; Metazoa; Chordata; Actinopteri; Siluriformes; Ictaluridae
Gene: sri
Product: sorcin
Exons: 8
Coding region: 114-680 (188 amino acids)
Molecular function (GO): calcium ion binding
Source: RefSeq, a predicted model, not a curated record
UACGGAAAAGGGUGUGGCUUUAAAUGAAAUAAAAUCUACGCUCGUGCAGGCUGUGAAUUCACUUCUUAAAAUUGUUGAAGUAAAAAUCUCAGUUUUGAGCUAAGAAUAAAAAAAUGAGUUUCCCAGGGUAUGGAGCUCCCGCCGGGGGAUAUCCAGGAGCGUUUCCCGGCCAGCAGCAGGAUCCUCUCUUUGGAUACUUUACUGCCAUUGCUGGACAGGAUGGACAAAUAUCUGCUGAGGAGCUCCAGGUCUGUUUAACUCAGGCAAACUUCUCUGGAGGCUACAAACCUUUCAACUUGGAGACCUGCAGGUUGAUGAUCGCCAUGCUCGAUCGUGACAUGUCAGGCAACAUGGGCUUUGCCGAGUUUAAGGAGCUAUGGGCGGUGCUUAACGGCUGGAAGCAGCACUUCAUGUCCAUCGACAAAGACAUGAGUGGGACAGUGGACCCACAGGAAAUGAACCAAGCUAUUUCCUCGAUGGGCUACAGGCUGAGUCCUCAAGCCAUGAACUGUAUCGUAAGGCGCUACAGCACUCAGGGAAAGAUCACCUUUGAUGAUUAUGUUGCAUGCUGUGUCAAACUAAGGAGCUUGACUGAUAUUUUCCGCAGGAGGGACCCGGCGCAAGGCGGAACCGCUUCAUUUCAGUAUGACGACUUUAUCCAGUGCACUAUGAGCACCUGAGGGAAGUCUCUGGAAAAAGAAGUCAGAAAUAUUCCAUCAUCUAUGGCAUAUAUUAUGAAGUCUAUAGUGGCCAUGAGCUUUUUUUUUUUAUAUACAAAUGCUUCUUUUUUUAAACAUCUGCUCUAACUAAAGGCAUCUUGAUAACAAAUUAAACAAUUAUUACAUGUAAUUAACAACAGUAAAUAAACGUAAACGUAUGAAGAACAAACCACUUAGAAUUGACCCUUGUAAUCCAUGUAUUGAAUGAAAAAUAAAUUUGAUUGUCUUUGCCUA